Nerophis lumbriciformis (worm pipefish) is the source of this 7739-nucleotide messenger RNA. RefSeq names its product mpv17-like protein. Gene Ontology annotation, cellular component: membrane; cytoplasm; mitochondrion. Lineage: Eukaryota; Metazoa; Chordata; Actinopteri; Syngnathiformes; Syngnathidae. Gene Ontology annotation, biological process: mitochondrial ribosome assembly. The record is from RefSeq and is a predicted model, not a curated record.
CGGCUAUGGGCGGAUCCACCGAAAACCACGCCCCCUGAGCCUUGCCCUCCUCAAUGCUGCAAGCGAGCCAACCGACCCGUAGUCAGUCGCCGGUCCCGAGGACGAUGCUACGUGCAAGUAUCUCGUUUAACACUUCCUGACGUUUACCUGGGGGCGUUGCAAGAGUGUUAUGCGUGGGAAAUAAUCCCUCAUAUUGAUGCCGUGAAUCUCACUGGGCAAAAACAACGCACGUCUAACCGUCAAUACAGCAGAAUUUAGCGAAAUAUUUCCAUUAGCAAUGCACAUCCUUGGAGUUAAUGUUACAUAACGCCGCCAGCAGUGUAGAAAUGAUAAAUGCGUUCGUUCGUCAUGUCCGCCGGUUCCCCUGGGUCACCAACGUGACGUUGUACGGCUGCCUGUUCGCGGGAGGGGACUUCGUCCACCAGUGUUUUGCCCACAGGGACAAAGUGGACUGGAGCCACACGCGGAAUGUCGCCGUGGUCGCGUUCAGUUUCCAUGGCAACUUCAAUUUCUUCUGGAUGCGCUUUCUGGAGCGCCGGUUCCCCGGUAAUUCCGCCCGGAUGGUGAUGAGGAAGGUGUUGGUGGACCAGACCACGGCGGCGCCCUUGGCCACCGGCGUUUUCUACACAGGUGUCAGCUUCUUGGAGGGUAAAGAGGACAUCAUGGAAGACUGCCGAGAGAAAUUCCUGAACACUUACAAGACAGGAUUAAUGUUCUGGCCCUUCAUGCAGUUUCUGAACUUUGCUCUGGUGCCUCCAUAUGUACGGACCACCUUCAGUGGCUGCUGUGCCUUUGUCUGGGCCACGUUUCUGUGCUUCUCACGUCAGAGUGGCGACGGCACAGCCGGCGCUGCCCUUGCAUGGAUGUUCCCCUCCAAAGAGAAUCAAGCAGACCCCGCAGAGAAGACAGAGGAAGUGAAGGUAGUUGUUUCUCAGGAGGCGGCGGGAACUCCUCCAUCCAAACACAAGUGACCAAAACAAAAAGACAGGACAAGACGCUGGUUGCCAUGGAGACGGGAGAGCGCAGCUCAUGUGUCACUCAGGGUUCAGUGUUCAGCCUAAAACUGCCGUGGUAAUUCCGCUUCAAAAUAUACUUAUGGGCCACAACAUGAGUGGACAAUGUAAUUAGACACUACUGCAAACAAGAAGUAAAUAUAGUGUUAAAUCCAAAGGCAGAAUGUUUUGCUACACUUGUAAUUGUGUACCUAAUCUUAUGAUCACUGAGUAAAACGGUGCUCCUCAAAGCUGCAAUAACAGUGAGAGGCCAUUUAAGUGUUGUCUUCCAUACCACAGAAAGCAUGCAUCACCUUUAAUUUAACUUAGCUAGUUUGUCAUGCUAAAUGUAUGGCUGUACAAUUAUUAAGAUUUUUCCGUAAAUUUUGGUCGAAAAGUGGGGCGUACAAAACCUGAGGUACCACAGUAAUUGUUUUUUAAUGUAAAACAUUUAAUUGAAAGUAUAACUGUUAGUGGCAUAUUGUCGGCUUUGGAACAGGGGUCUCUAGCAUGUAGCUCAUUUGAAGUCGCUCACAAAGGGUCAAGGAAUAUUUGUCUGAACACUUAGGGCCAGUUCUACUCAAGGUUUGCAUGUAUUAAAACAUGUGCAAACUCGAUAGUGUGCGCAAAACUGAUCGACUAAGUCGUGCACGGAGAAUUUAGGGCCUGAUUUCCUAAAGGUUUGCGUGUACUAAAACACAUUCAAACCCGAUAACACACGCAAAGCUGGUCUACUAAACUUGCGCAAAGUGCAUUGCGUCCGUUAAGUGAGUAGAAUAAGGCGUGCAAUCCAUUUGGCGUCUGUCUUUAUUAAUAUGCAAAAUAUAAGUUAAGUUAAAGUACCAAUGAUUGUCACACACACACACUAGGUGUGGCGAAAUUGUUCUCUGCAUUUGACCCAUCACCCUUGAUUACCCCCUGGGAGGUAAGGGGAGGGUUGGGCAGCAGCAGGGGCCGCGCCCGGGAAUAAUUUUUGGUGAUUUAACUCCCAAUUCCAACCCUUGAUGCUGAGUGCCAAGCAGGGAGGUAAUGGGUCCCAUUUUUAUAGUCUUUGGUAUGACUCGGCCGGGGUUUGAACUCACAACCUACCGAUCUCAGACGCCCACAAUAUGGGUGGAGAAGAGCUAAUCAUUUUGCACACGCAAUGUGAUUCAUCGACAUGCAUCACCGUUUUGCGAACACUUUUUGGCCAUUUUAUUUAGAACGUGUCAAAAGGACGUGCAAACUGACAAUUCCACACACAGCUGCAGGAUUGGUGCCGCCACUGCAAACACAGACGAUGGACGGACAAAAACUUCUAUCCGUCACGUGUGUGUCAAGAUUUUGGGCGGUAGAAAAAGAUUUUUAGCCAUACAGUCUAUUCAGCUAGACAAUUUUAUAGCGGCAAGACGACUUAAAGGGCUGAUUAAAACAAGUUCAAUGAAGCGCUUUGGUGACCUUCAGUAUUUUUUAAAUGACGUUUGUUUUUUUCACAUAGUAUAAAGUAUAUUAUUUUUAUACUACCCCGCCUUCCGCCCGAUUGUAGCUGAGAUAGGCUCCAGCGCCCCCCGCGACCCCAAAGGGAAUAAGCGGUAGAAAAUGGAUGGAUGGAUGGAUAUUAUUUUUUAAAAAUGUAUAUGAAAAAAAAAAAUGAAGUAUGCAUAGUUUUUUUCACAUGGUAUAAAGUAUAUUAUCUGUAAAAAAAAAAUCAAAUAAAAUAAAAUAAAAAAUAAAAAAGUGGUACCAAUGUAGAUGCACUGCGCGACUCCUUCUAAAAUGCCCAUAAAAAGUGGUAGAUGCCUCCUGCUUGUUUGACAACAUAACAAAACGUCACAGGUGGGAGCAUGAUAAUAUGAAAGUGCUGUAAAUGAGAGUUCCUCAGUGGUAAUGCCCUGUAUUGUACACACAAAAUCCUCAUUGCACCACUUUUCAAUUGCACACAUAGCAUUGGUAAAUCACACACGACAUGCCCACUAAUAGUACACGCAAUUUUAAUGUUUGUACACGCUGAUUACCGCGUAAUGUAUCGAUCUUAGUAAAUCAGGCCCUAAUUCUCUUACAUGAGCAAAUUAGCGAGUGUUAUCCAUUUAGUGUGUCUGUUUUCAUGUAUAUGCAGAAUAUAUGUUGAUUAUUAGAAUGCCCACAAUACUGUUGAGUAGAUUCAAAUAUAAUCAUUAGGGAUGUGCGAUAAUAUAAAUAACGAUAACCGAUAAUAUCGAGACCUUUACAACUGUUAACGAUAACAGAUAUUUAUUUAUGUGUAUGUAUUUACACAAGGUAUUGUGAGAAGAAAUUAAUUUACUAGUUUACACUUUUUCGCAUAAUGUAUACACUCCAACAAAAAAUAUGCAAAUCUAUUGAAGGGAUAAGGAUUAUGUCAACUAAUAUUUCUUUACUUAAUUAACUUAUCAAUUAAGUACAAAUACACUUCCAACUAUAAUUCUGACCCAUUGCAAACAAUUAGAAUUAUUGCAUAGGAGGAAAACAUGUGGAAUUUAUUGAUUUUAAAAAAUUUAAAUUAUUUAAUUGAUAGACAACAAGCAACUCAAAUAUUCUUAAUAUUACUUCAUGAAAUGAAAAUAACUAUCUGUCCAUCACAACAUAUAUAACUGAGGCCAAUAGAACUAAACCAAUUAGAUUCUGCAUUGCCGUUAGUAACACCAAACCAAGCGGAGUGAUAUCUCUUGUUGAUUGUGAAAAAUAGAAUAAAUAAUAUUUUUCCCUGAGAGUAACAAAAAAAUUAAGUAGUGCAAUAAGUGCCUGCCCUAGUAGAGUGCAUUUUUUCCCCACUAAUAAAUCAUAAGAGUUAAAUAGUUAAAACAGUGACCUGUCCCUCCAUGUGAACCAUGAAGUCAAACAUAAACAAUUACACAUUUUGUUAUUUCACCCUGAGGUCUUGUCUUUCCAAACUGUUUCCUCUUAUCAGACACUUAUCAGUCCUGUGGCUUUAUGUUUGCUGCGGUCGCCGCUAUUAACACCAGGUCUCAGACAGCUUCAUACUGCUGCCAUAAAUCCUCACGUUAGCUCAUUUUUAAGGUGACUUAUCAGAUUUUAUUGUAUUGAAGCUCGUCUUCAACCUUCCCCGUUUAAUUUGUGCAAAACAAGAUUUGCAAACUGCGAGUAAAAUGUCUUCAUCUGACACAGUAAAGAAAGCCCACACCCGCGACUGUUGGGCCAUGAUACUUUUCUCCGUACACAACAGGCCGCACAUGUAGUAUGAUGACAUCACAAAUAUGCGACCAUACUGGAGGGGAUCCAGGUAGCAGCACAAGCCACAACACAGAGAACAACGACAAACACGGAGAAAUCUUUAUUAUUAUUAUCGGCUCAUUUUAUCAGUUGACUUGUUAUCGGAAUUAUUGAUUUGAUGUCAUAAUUGCCAUAGAUGGUUGUCGAUAAUACCGUGCAUCCCAAAUAAUCAUUUAGCACUCACAAUGUGAUUUAUCAAGACUGAUAAAAAACAAAUCCUCCUUCCUUUAUGUGUGUGUCAACAUAUAUGGACUGUCAGAAAUAACUAAUAUAUUAGACAAAUCGUCUUUUCAGCAAUAUCAUCAUAUCAUUUUAUAGCUGCAUAAGGGGCUGAUUAAAACUAAUUCAAUUGAUUUGUUGUGGUGUCUGCUGGCAUUUUUUAAAUGUUUAUUAAUUUAUCUGACAUUUUUUUUGCAGCAUGCAUUGUAACGUGCAUUUUUGGAUCAUUCCAAAUGCACCAUAACAGCUGUGUCUGCCAGAGCGCAGCGAUUAGUUUCGCUCUGCUAAAAAUAGAUUCUGUUGUCUCAAUCGCAAUUUGAGAUGGUGUGUGCUGCAUAUUUCACUACAUGCCCACUAAUAGUAACAGCACAUGAGCAUAUGAUGUAAUGAAUGUGUAGGGAAAUGAAUGUCUCUUCUUGGCACAGCCUGUAGGGUAGACACAAAAUCCUCAUAUAAAUAGGGCAACCUGCACCACUUUUGUACUUGUUAUCAAUUGCGCAUGCAGUCUUAGUAGAUCACACGCAACAGACCCACUAAUAAUACGUGCAAUUGAAUAGUUUGCACAUGCUGUUUCGCGUGUGGUAUUUGGACCUUAGUAGAUCAGGCCCGUAGUAUUUUUUUUAACUGCUAAAUUCAGACAGAAUGUUUCUAUUUAUUGACAAACACUUCAAAAUAGCAUUAAGACAGCGACUACACUUUUUGAGUGGGGAUCUGCUUUGUAAAUAAAGAACAAUUUAAAUGUUGCCAGUCAUAGUAAAACACAAAUAUCUCUUCUCUUCUUUCUUUAUGUCAAAGUAGCUCUCAAAUAAUAACGUAACGUAACGUGCUAGAUCGGGGAUGUCCAAAUUGCGACCCAGGGGCCGUUUCCGUUCACAGCUCGUUUUUAAUUGAAUUUCUAAUUAUUAAUGUGAUGUUACUCUAAUUUGCUUUGUCACCUAUAAGACAAAGCUAAGACGGGAUGUUUUGUUCAGAUUGCUUUUAGCAUAUUUUAUGUACAAAAUGUUUCACAGUGGCCCCGCCUCCUUUCAUUGUUAUGAAUGUGGCCCUCGCUGGAAAAAGUUUGGGCACACCUAUGCUAAAUAAAGGGCUUUUCAUAUUAUAUUUUUUUUAGUGUUUGCCAAAAACUGGCGACCAGUCUAGGGUGUACCCCGCCUUUUUCCCCAAAGUGAGCUGAGAUAGACGCCACUUAUCCUAGUUAGGAUAAGAAAAUGGAUGGUUGUUUGCCAAAAAUUCAGACCUGCCAAAUUGUAUGUAUUUUUAGCUCAAUAAGUCACUCAAAAUUACAAAGUAGUUUCAGUUGUGCACAUGCACUGUUCGAUUUCACCUCUAUGCUACGUGCACUUUUUUUUUUUGCAAAGCUAAAGGGUUUAUCUACCCAACAAUUGGGUCGUAAACGCCACUAUCUGCAUUCCACAGAUAAGUAGUAAAUAUUUUAGCAAGGUUGGCAGUAAAAGUGUAUUUCACUUCAGACCUCUAGAGGGAGCCAAGUAACAAGAGAAUAUCCAUCCAUCCAUCCCAUCCAUUUUCUACUGCUUGUCCAUCCAUCCAUUUUUCUAUCCCUUGUCCAUCUGGCGGCCGCGGGGGUCCUGGAGCCUAUCCCAGCUGCACUUGGGCGGAGUACACCCUGGACAAGUCGCCAUCUCAGCGCAGGGCCAACACUGAACACUGAUAGACAUACAACAUUCACACACUGGCUAUUCUUUAUUGUUGCUUUAAUUUGCUCUCGAUCCAACCCUCCUUGGAUGUUUCACAGUAUUUUGCGCAUACACUCUGAUGCUAUGAUGCUGAAGACAUGACGUUGUUGAGCUAUUGUGAUCUCGGUUACACUGAAAGUAAAAAUUAGGGAAAAGUCAGCCUGGGUUGAAGGGAUUGGUGCUAAUAACACUUUUCAUUAUAGCUACUGAAUGUCUUAACCACGCACAGUAAGCAUCAUUUUAAAUGCUCAAAUGUCAAAAUGGAACUGCUGCUGCGUUGGAGGAAGUUUACAUUCUGGUCCUAUAAACUAUAAUUUGAAAAGAAAAACAGUACAUUUUCAUUAUUCUCUCUAAAUAAUACAAGGAAUAUUGUUUUGAAGCUACUUACUUGAAUAUGCAAUUUUCUUCUCCAGAUUCUGUUUUACAAGAAUGUAACAUAAUUGUCUUUGUACUUUCCAUGUUGUUUUCAGUGAACAUGUUCAUAAUUUUUCAUGUAUGCUGUUAUUUGGACAUUUUGCAUGUGAAAACAGUAAGUUUUAAACAUCCGCCAAAUUUUUUGGGCAAGAACAUUUGCACUCAACUGUGUUCCUUAUAUCACUAAAAGGUUUUGUUUUAUGUCCACAAUGUAUAUAUAGAAUACGCACUGUAUAUUGAACACGUGGGAUUAUUUUUGCCUUGAUUUGUUUCACAGAAAAGACAAUGUAAUCAUAUGAUAACUAAUUUAUUUGAGUAGAGAUGACUACUUUUUGAUCAGACACUUUUCAAUUGCACUGUAACUUAUCUUUAGGAAGUGUCUUGUUUUAUUGUGCUGAUGUAGAGUUCAGGUGCAUCUCAACAAAGUAGAAUAUGGCCCAAAGGUUAUGAUGUCAGUAAGAAAGCAAUUCAAGGCUCAGGAUGUUUUUGCAGUUAGUGUGCUGAUUGGAGUGUGAACCAAUAGGUUUAUAUAAUAUUCAACUUUUUAAAAAUUUCUCACAUUUUAUGAACUACUGAAUUUGGGCUUUUUACGAGUUGUUAAUCAUCACAAUUAUUAAUACAUUCUGGAAACAUUUCACUUUGUACAUGGCGAAUCUAUAGAAUAAAAUAAUAUCAAUAUAUAGAAUAUAAGUUUUUACUACUGUAUAAAAUUUACUUAAAAAAAUAUUCAGAUGAAUUUAAUUGCACAUGCAUUUUUUUGAUAGAUUGAUUGAUUGAAACUUUUAUUAGUAGAUUGCACAGUACAGUACAUAUUCCCUACAAUUGACCACUAAAUGGUAACACCCGAAUACGUUUUUCAACUUGUUUAAGUCGGGGUCCACGUUAAUCAAUUCAUGGUACAAAUAUAUACACUAUCAGCAUAAUACAGUCAUCACUCAAGUUAAUCAUCAGAGUAUAUACAUUGAAUUAUUUACAAUCGGGGGGGACGAGACUGGACAUGUACAACACUGGACCCAAACAGUUCAUCUACUGACAUUAUCAGCAGACUGUGUACUAAAGGCUGUAAGUUAAAACUGUACUAGCUAAACUGUGUCUCUUUGUAACAUGGAUUUGAAUAUUAAUAUAGUUUAUAGUAUUUGACGCAACGGAAAUUAUUGUUACACUGUGAUAGAGAUGUAAUAAAUCUAUAGCC